This is a messenger RNA of Myxocyprinus asiaticus (Chinese sucker), 5153 nucleotides long. Its product is annotated as ephrin-B2a. Gene Ontology annotation, cellular component: plasma membrane. Gene Ontology annotation, biological process: axon guidance; blood vessel morphogenesis; ephrin receptor signaling pathway. Lineage: Eukaryota; Metazoa; Chordata; Actinopteri; Cypriniformes; Catostomidae. The transcript has 5 exons. The record is from RefSeq and is a predicted model, not a curated record. Bases 731 to 1729 code for a protein of 332 amino acids. Gene Ontology annotation, molecular function: ephrin receptor binding.
CGAGCAGAGAACCGAGCAGUCCCGCGAUUCACGCGCACAGCAUUUCAAUCCGGACCUGCAGGGGUUCGAGCCGCAGCUGUUCUCUGCUACUGCGCGGGUUCCACGGCGACCCAUGAGAACUUUCAUCUGACUUCAUCUUUUUUAUUUUAUUUUUAUUUUCAGUCAUUCGUCAUUUUUUUUUUUCCUUCAUCAAAUUAUUGAAUUAAUGCUCAUCUUUUCCAAACUGCCUCAUUCCUGUUGGGAACUCUGGUAAUUUCCCCCAACUGCCUGAACGGAAUACCUCGAGACGAGCAUUUGUUUCACGCAUUUGGAAUUGGUACCUGCUUGGCUUGUUAUCCACACAGGGGAUUAACUUCCAUGCCUCAACGGACAUCCAACACAACGGCGGCGAACAGGGUUGACUUCCUCUGAGGGGAAUGUACGUGCUCCUCACGGCCGGUUGAUCGGAGAGUGCUCCACUCUGUCAUAUAUUUUACCGAAUGAGAAACUGCCUGCUAUCCGCGGUGCUGCUCUCUCUCAGGACUAUUAGAGGAGUAGCUCUUCUCAUCUGGAUGGUUCACUUUUAACCGGGUUCAUAUUCAACAUUGUUUUCCUCUGUCUCCUGGAACGGGGAUAUUUAGUUUGGAUUGUCACAAUCAGCUCUCCUCUAUUUUAUUUUAGUGUCUUUUUCCUUUUUUCAUAUUAGAAAUUCCCUCGAAACGGAAUUUGACCGUAAAGGUCAUAACGGACCAUGGGCGACACUCUGUGGAGGUAUUACUUUGGAGUUUUAGUCAUCGCGUGCAAGGUGAACCUGUCCCGCGCGCUCAUCCUCGACUCCAUUUACUGGAACACGACGAAUACCAAGUUUGUGCCAGGACAGGGUCUGGUGCUGUACCCACAGAUCGGGGAUAAGAUGGAUAUAGUUUGCCCACGUGUGGAUGGUGGCUCAAUGGAAGGAGUGGAGUAUUAUAAACUCUAUAUGGUUCCUCGGGAACAGCUGGAGUCCUGUACGGUCACAAAGGCGGACACACCUCUACUCAACUGCGUCAAACCAGACCAGGACGUCAAAUUCACCCUCAAAUUCCAGGAGUUCAGCCCAAACCUCUGGGGCUUGGAAUUCUUCAGGGGAAAAGACUACUACAUUAUCUCUACAUCUAAUGGAACGAUGGAGGGGCUGGAGAAUCAGGAAGGAGGGGUGUGUAAAACCAAGUCGAUGAAAAUCGUCAUGAAGGUUGGACAAAACCCCUCCGAUCCCAUUUUCCCCAAAGACUACCCCACCAGAUACCCCCCCAAACAUCACGAAAUAGGGGGCAAGGACACCAAAUCGAAUGAAGUACUUGACAAGCCUGAUGCAUCUCAUCAUGGAGAAGAAAAAGGAGAAGGAAAUAAAUCCUCUGUCAUUGGCUCAGAGGUCGCUCUGUUUGCUGGCAUCGCAUCAGCCAGCGUCAUCGUCAUCAUCAUUAUCAUCAUGCUGGUUUUCCUCCUGCUGAAGUAUCGACGACGCCAUCGCAAACACUCACCUCAGCACGCAACCACGCUGUCACUCAGCACGCUAGCCACACCCAAACGAGGCGGUGGCGGUGGCAACAACAAUGGCUCGGAGCCUAGCGACAUCAUCAUCCCGCUGCGGACUGCUGACAGUGUCUUCUGCCCACAUUACGAGAAAGUGAGCGGCGACUAUGGACACCCCGUUUACAUCGUACAGGAAAUGCCGCCACAGAGCCCAGCGAAUAUCUAUUAUAAAGUGUGAAAACAGACACGCUUUAUUUGUGACAUUUUAACUCUAACCCCCGAAAGCCCCUCGAUUACCCCCCUGUAGUUCAGGAUUGAUGCCUGAGCUCAUCCUUCCCCCUCGUGGUUGUCUUUUUUUGUUUUUUUGUUCUUGUUUAUUUUACAAUAUUCCUGAUUAUAACUCUCAGUAUAGAUGUUGCUGAUGGUGGAGUGAAGCUCCUGAUUCGCUGCUCUUGCACCUGCACAAACAAAACAAACAAAAUUAAAGACAACAGGAAACCCUUUGGGGCAUUGACGUGCACUAUAAUGGACACUAAGGAUACUAUAGUGUGUGUGUGAGGGAGUGUGAAUCAGAUGAGCAUGGGAGAGGGGGGUUGAGGGGGUGGGCAUGAAAAGAGAUUUUAUUUCUCUUUUAUUUCACUACAUCAUUCUCCCUUAAAGACACAACACGCUUCAAUAUAGGGAGAGAAGGAGAUGGAGAAGAGAAGUGAUGUGACAGUAUGAUGAACAUCAAGAAGUAAGACCUUAUUGGCUGAUCCAUUACAAAAAAAGGAAGUGAAUGCAGCCCAUUGGUCACUGCUACAAGAAAUGGAUUUAUCAAGGAAACAGAAAGCUGACAUCCACUGUUCAGUUGAUGUUCAGAGCUUACUAUCGGACAUUUGAAUGGACAUUAUCUGUUUUCGUGCAUUCGGUCAAACUUUUUAUUUUAUUUUAAAACACUCCUUAUUUCCCACCACUUUCUCUUCUACAAAAUGACUUUCACAGUGUUUACUUUUUGUAUGGUCAUAUGUCUUGCAUUUCUUUCUGUCAUUCCCAGUGCAGUCCACUUGCAGAUUUGUUUGGUAGAAGACUUAAUAUGUCAUAGAGGUCCUUUUGUGCUGGUAUUACGGGACGUUUCUGAGUAGUAUGGGAGACACAAACACAUUUCAUUUAGUAUCUUAGCUGCCAAGGGCUUGAAGAACGAGAGAGACAGUGAAGGAGAAAAAGAGAGGGAAGGUCAGGUGAAAUGAUGAAAAUGUUGGUACAGUUGUUGCUGUCCUGUUACCUGCUGGGAAGGUGGAGGACCCACAUGAACACUUUAACAGCACUCAGAAAGCCUCACCUUGCCCAUGUGGAGUACACACUCAAGUACAACACAUUUACAGCAUCAAAACAGUCAGAGACAACAGGGAGCAAAUUCUCAAAAAAGGCUUAUUGAGCCAUGAAGAAAUCUGUCAUUUUAGAAAGAAAAUGGCCACCUUCCCCAGGCAUGAUUGCUAGAGAUGUUGUUGCUGCAAAAACAGGCAAGAAUAUGAAUAAUUUAUUGUAAAUCUGCACAUUAUGCAAGCUAGAUAGGGUUGUCCUUUUUGUUAACAUAUAGAUUUCUCCAUUUUGCUAUUUGCUUUUUUUCCAUUGAUCCCUACACACAUAGCUGCCUUUUAGCCGCAAACACACUCUCACACAAGCACAUGUGCUCAUGGCCAGGGAAGGGGCGGCUUUGGAAGGAGUCCUCAGGGAAAACAGCAUGUUGGAUUUUAAAAUAGCCAAAAGGAAUGAGAGGGAAGGGCCAGAAAUGGACCAAAGGAAGGGCACGUCUAACGGAGUCCUGACUAAACCAACUUCUCCGGCCUGCCUGUCUCUCUUGAUGAAGCUCAGAUGUGCUCUGGGUUGAAAUUAGGCCUCCUAAUCUGGAUGGAAAGCUAUAGACGUGGGUUAGCAGGCAUACCAGAUGAGAAUGAGUGCAGGCUAAAUGUAGUAAACUGCAUGAAACAGGAUCUUUUAGGCUCAAAUUAUGGGAUGUUUCUGAAGGGGGAAAAAAAACACAUUGUCAUUUGUGACUGAUGGAGGUCACAAUGUGGACUUAGUAUCCCACAAUCCACAAUUUCAAAAGGAUCUCAAAUCUCCCAUGUUCCCUCUAGUCAGUCCUCUCUUAGUGGUUAUGUGUGUUGUUAUUCGUGCAAACCCCUUUCUAAACAAUUCCAGCCUACAAGCCCAUAUUCAUUUAUUUCCUACAUUGACUUCAAAUCUAAAUCUUGUUUAAAAUGUCCACAAAUUGUAUGGGGACAUUUGACUGCGCAUUGCCAUGGUUGCACUGUUAACUGUUCAUUAAUUUUGUUUUCACUUGUUCAUGGAGGUUCUUCAAUCUCACAGAGAAGCCAAGCCUUGUGUGAUCAGAGCUUUGUGCCUCUGUAAGAGGCCACAAAAUCUGCAAAUAUGCAAUUUUUAUUAAUUUUUAUAACAAUUGAUGGAAAAAAAAUUGAUGAUAUAGGUUCACCUAUGGAAAAGUGUUCUUAACCACUGAAAUGAGUGAAAAAUUAAAUGAAACUAUACAUCUUAAGAAAAUACAACAACCCCAGUGUGUUAUUAUUCCUUUUUUUUUUUUCUUUUUUUUUUACUUUGUGCUAUAGGUUCGAGGUAAACUGUGAAAACAUGCACACUAACACAUUUAGGAGACUGAGCAGUUGUUUUAAACUAUAGAAGACACUCAUUCUACAAAAAUUAAAAACAUGUUGCUGUUUGGUUGCUCCCAUGUGGGCUAAAUAUGACAAUCUCCUUAGUUUCUUUAAAUCUGGAGACACCUUCCCAGUGAGCAGGUUGCAGACAUUCCAGUAACAUUGUCGGAGUGAUUAGACUCAACGAGUAGCUGAGGAUGUUGCAACAAUGUUAAUGGAAUGGUUGCAAAACUCUGAGGGAAGUUUCUUCAGGCCACUGUAAAAUGCCUUGCUUGUAUGGUCACCCUGAGUUCACGAGACUCUAUUUUUUGCACCGUACAUCUGUAGGUAAGAGGCUGUAAAUACGUUAUUGUUUGUAUUGUAUAUGGAUCCCCAUUUGUUAUGAUAGCCUUAUUCUCACAUUUCUAGCAAAUAAAACAAAAAAGAUAAGAAAAAAAAACAUGAAUCACUUCAGUUUAAAGAGAGCAUACUAAUUUUUUUGGUAAAUAACCUGUGUAUAUAAUGACGAUAACCCAAUAAAUUGUUUUUUUAUAAACUCUUAAAGUAAGAUGUUUUGUAUAGAAUUUGAAUUUUUUGCUAUGUAUUUUAGCUAGCACUCGUCAGAACCCUCCCACUCAAUCCUUUUGCACUGUUCCCAUGGUGAUCUGGUUUAAAAAUGAAAAUGAGACAGAGAAUUGCCAAACUGACUGCUUGCUGCAUAUUUGUGCCAUAUGUGUGUAACAUAGAUAUUUAUUUAAUUAGUUCAUUUUUGGUUUUUGUUUCUGUUGGAUUUUCUACCCAGUUUGUAUGCAAUUUCAGUAUUAUCAUUUGAGUUUUUUCCAAACUUCUCCGUUUCCUGUUAUAAUUUUUUUUCUGUUGCUGUCGUUUCCCAGUGACUGACACGCCCACCCUUCUCUCCCAGUGAUAUCUGGUCAGGACAUGCAACAUUAUAAAAGUCAUAGAAAUUAAAUGGCACACAUUCCACCAGUCUGUUACAAACUGAAAAUGUUUUUCAAUAAAAUGUUUUUCCUA